AUGCCGGAUUCGGUUUGCACCCCGUACGCUGACUUUAAGAGCAACUUCGCGAAGAGGCUGUCAGCGGGGCUGCCUGUUGCCAGUAGCCCAGUGACCACGAGAUGGCAGCAAAGUCACACCGGGGAGUUGUCCGCCUGUCGCCUCCCGGAAGCGCGGUCAGCCACCGGCCUCUCAGAAUCGCCGGGGAACGACACCUUGACUCCGGGAUCCUUUAACGAUCCAUUGAAGACUCCCAUCCAAGAAGGUUCUGAAACACAGAACUCUGCUUUGCACUUUGGCGAGACACCUGGUGCACCGGACAGAGGCUGGAAGGAAAGCAUUGCCUCCAAAGGCCAGAAAUGCCUAAACCUACUCUUUGGAACCCAGAGGGCGGCUCAGUGGGUUACUGGGAACAUGCAGCUCUGUGAGCAAUCCCAAUGUGUUUGGAAAGGCUGCAGAGAUGGAAUCAGAAAUGAAUCUUUCAAUCUUGAAAGGUUUGGUGAUGCAAACUAUUCCAUGCUCCAACCAGAGAUGAAGAUUCAUCUUACUGGUCUUCGAAAUGACUACUAUCUGAAUAUCCUGGACUGGAAUUUUCAAAAUCUUGUUGCUAUAGCCCUUGGAUCUGCUGUAUAUAUUUGGAAUGGAGAGAACCACAAUGGAAUUGAAAACAUAGACUUAAGUCUUACUUGUAACUAUAUAUCUUCUGUGUCCUGGAUCAAAGAGGGAACCUGCCUGGCAGUUGGCACCAGUGAAGGAGAAGUGCAAUUGUGGGAUGUGGUAACGAAAAAGCGGCUGAGAACCAUGCUUGGUCAUUUAUCAGUAGUCGGGGCUCUGAGCUGGAACCAUUGUAUCCUCAGCAGUGGGUCAAGACUGGGCUGUGUGUAUCAUCAUGAUGUCCGGGUAGCCCAGCAUCGUGUUGGGGCACUUGGCCACAAGCAGGCUGUGUGUGCUCUGAAGUGGUCACCGGAUGGCAGACUGCUCUCCAGUGGCUGCAGUGAUGGGCUGCUGACAAUAUGGCCCUACGAUCCCGCUGCCAGUGCACAGGCCCAGCCACUGAAAGUCAUACCUCAGUCCACAGCUGUCAAGGCCAUGGAUUGGUGUCCCUGGCAGUCUUCCGUCCUUGCUGUUGGAGGAGGAAUGAAGGAUGGAUGCCUACACGUUUUGGAUAUAAACACUGGGAAGAGCAUCCAGACCCCAAGCACAAACUCACAGAUUUGCUCCCUAGUCUGGCUACCUAUGACAAAGGAGAUUGCAACUGGCCAAGGUACUCCUAGCAAUGAUGUGACUGUGUGGGCCUGUCCUAGUCUGUCCAGGUCAGGUGCGUUUUUUGGCCACAGAGGCAGAGUGCUGCACCUGGCUUUGAGUCCAGACCAGACCCGGGUGUUCUCUGCUGCAGCUGAUGGGACAGCCUCUGUGUGGAGCUGCUGCUGACC
Lepus europaeus (European hare) is the source of this 1412-nucleotide messenger RNA. RefSeq names its product cell division cycle 20B (gene CDC20B). Gene Ontology annotation, cellular component: anaphase-promoting complex. Gene Ontology annotation, molecular function: protein binding; ubiquitin ligase activator activity; anaphase-promoting complex binding. The transcript is spliced from 10 exons. Gene Ontology annotation, biological process: positive regulation of ubiquitin protein ligase activity; anaphase-promoting complex-dependent catabolic process; positive regulation of anaphase-promoting complex-dependent catabolic process. The coding region runs from base 1 to 1410 and encodes 469 amino acids. Lineage: Eukaryota; Metazoa; Chordata; Mammalia; Lagomorpha; Leporidae. The record is from RefSeq and is a predicted model, not a curated record.